Molecule: messenger RNA, 9986 nt
Organism: Bemisia tabaci
Lineage: Eukaryota; Metazoa; Arthropoda; Insecta; Hemiptera; Aleyrodidae
Source: RefSeq, a predicted model, not a curated record
GUAUCCAAUCGCUUCCCUUUUCGAAUUCAGUAUCAUUUCGUACCGUUCGGCGUUCAGUCAUGUGCCGCAUGAGGCCAUCCGAUUUUACGCGUGUGAAAAUGUUCUGAGGUCCUUAUCCAAGGUGUGAUUCAUUAAAUAAUUUGUUGAAAUCGUACGGUUGUCGUCUGCGUAUCCGUGUUUUUUGUUCAGUUAUGUUUUAUAGUUUUGAUUCAAGUUGAUCAGUUCGGAUUCUCACCAGUUUGAUAACUUCCCGUUGUUUUUUAAAAUAUUUUUUUAAACCUUUUCGUUUUAUUUAAUUACAUGAUAAUUUGUAUUCAGUUCUCUUUUGUUUUAUCCUAAAUUGUUCCGAUUUUUAUUUUCGAGUUUAAUUUGACCUGGAUAAAAUUUGUUUUUGGAGCUUUUUGGUUUUCAUCACCUCUCGUUGGAUUUAUUUUACGUUUCAAUUUUAUGAAGGAGAAGCAGACAUUUUUCCGAAGCAGUUUGACUCGGUGAAGAUGCACUGGCAUAUCUGCGAAGCGUGAAGUCUGUAGUGAAGUCGAACUUAGCCGGAGUGCAAUGAACGAUUUCGGUGACAUCGCGCGCGUACGGGCCAGCGAUGUGUCGGCGUAAUUGAGCCGGAGCACCUGUGCAAGAAUAAGCCGACGGGCUACCAGUGACCAGUGACGUCGGAAAAUGUGAUAUGAGCCGUUGUCUCUUAGUUUCCCCCUUUUAAGUGGCCUUUAUGUUUCGGGUUUCGGAUGCGGUGUUGUUAAAGUGAGCCUUUGAAGGAGGAUCGGGGGCUCUAAAUGGACUCGAAACUGGGGACCCAUCAUGAGCUGAUGGACUUUCAGACGAUGCAGUCUAUGGACUGGCUCUUCAAGAAGGAACGCAUCUAUCUCCUCGCUCAAUUUUGGCAACAGCGCGCCACUUUGGCGGAGAAGGAGGUUAGCUCGUUAAAAGAGCAACUUUCCUCCCAUCACCCCCUAAACCAUCACGAUAAAAUGGCCGGAUCGCCGACGUCGCAAGAUGACGUCAAUCGUUCCGGCGCCGAAGAGCUCUCGGCCAAAGAUAAAGAGAUCUGCGUGCUGACAGAAAAGAUCCACGAGUUGGAAGCGAGGCUGAACGAGCAGCGAGAGACGAUCGCUAGGCGGGAGGAAGAGCUGGAACACAAGACGCAACAGAUCUGCAGGCUCGAGUCCAGGCAGCGCGACUAUGACGAUCUCAAGCGACAAAUCAGCAGUAGCAGCCUCCGAACACCAGAGCCGCAUCAAGGCAUCGAACCCUUAGUCCAAAAAUCUUUAGAGUCAAUUUUAGAUAAAAGUAAAUGUGAAUCAAAUUCAACAAAUAAACGGCCAACGUGCAGUACCCCCACCGAUUUAUCAGAUAAAUGCAGAGGAACCAACUCGGAAUCGGAGUCGGACCGAGAGGACCGGGACCGAAGCUCGACGCGGACCCAGCGGUCGGGGACGCGGUCGCCGGCGGACCCACCGACGCCCAAAUCGCCGACCCCGACGCCCACGCUGACGCCCACCCCGACGCCGACGCCCACGCACACGCCGACGCCGGCGCCCGCGACCCCCGGCCCGGAGCGGGAGCGGGAGAGGGAGUUGGCCAAGGACGCCCUGGCCUCGGCCCUCGUCGCCGUCACCACCGCCACCACGACGACCCCGACGCCGACGCCGGCCUCCGAGAUGUACUACAACACCCACCUCAACAACAACACCCUCGCCGCCAACAACAACAACUUCAUCAACGGCCUCUGCGGCCUCAACAACAACCUCGAUCUUAUUACCAAAGGCCCGUUCAGGUUCGACGACCACCGGUCGCCCUACGACCCCUCGGGUAUAGUCAGGUUCGGCGAGUCGUUGAUUCCGAAGGGGGACCCGAUGGAGGCCCGGCUCCAGGAGAUGCUGCGCUACAACAUGGACAAGUACUCCUCGCAGAACCUGGACACGCUCCACAUCGCCCGGCGGGUCCGGGAGCUCCUCUCCAUCCACAACGUCGGCCAGCGGCUCUUCGCCAAGUACGUCCUGGGCCUCUCGCAGGGCACCGUCUCCGAGCUCCUCUCCAAGCCCAAGCCCUGGGACAAGCUCACCGAGAAAGGCCGCGACAGCUACCGCAAGAUGCACGCCUGGGCCUGCGACGAGAACGCCGUCCUGCUCCUCAAGUCCCUCAUCCCGAAAAAAGGUAAAGAUGGUGGUAUUACGGGUGUAUUUGGACGAGGCGAAGCGGAUAUGACCGAGGAAAGAAUAGCACAUAUCCUGAACGAAGCAAGUCAAAUGAUGAAGCCAGGACUAGGGAUGGCCGCAGAUCAGGAUAGCCGUCAUAGCGAUGACAGCAGAUCACCUAGCCAUGGACAGUGCCCAUCUCCUCAAGGAAGACGAAUGAAGAAGUAUGAGAAUGAUGACAUUUCUCAAGAACAGGUGGUUAGGAUUUAUCAAGAAGAACUCACUAAACUCAUGGGAAGGCGUCUGGAUGAGAAUAUGAGAGGAGAUCAACCUUUUCCAGGAAUCUUGUUCCCUCCUUUCUUCGGCGGUGCAACGAAUCCGGACGAUAUUCGUCUAGCAAUGGAAGCAUAUCACAGAGAAUUGUCAAAACUGAAUGCGGGACAAGUGCCUUCUGUCCCCCCACCGAACCUAUCGAACCUCAUCGCCAUGCAGCAACAAGCAGCCGUGGUCCUGAAUCAAAGUAAUCCCAACGGUUUUGUUCAGGACUUAUCCUUACCAAAGAUGGAACGCAAACAGUCCUCGUUGGAUAGCGAGAAACAGCGGUUACUCAAUGGUGAUAUCGAGGAUAAGAAGGAGCAAAUGAUGCCGAAUGCUCCACCUGGAAUGCCAGAAUCAGUUGCAGAGGCGUUGAAGCAUGCUGGGAGUGCUUUCUCAUUGGUUCACCCCAAGCCUGAACCCGUAACCCGGAGUCACACACCUGCAGGGAGCUCAACAAGUUCACCUUUGGGCAAUUCAAUUCUCCCUCCAGAAGACUUUUCGCCUGGUGCGGCAGUAAGUCCACUUCAACGUAUGGCAUCCAUCACCAACGCCCUCAUUUCUCAACCACCCACACCUCAUCAUCAUUCUCCUGCUCAGCGUCCUUUGAAGGCUGUUCUCCCACCCAUAACGCAGCAACAGUUUGACCAGUUCAACAAUCUAAACACAGAAGACAUUGUUCGGAAGGUUAAAGAACAACUUAGUCAGUUCUCGAUCUCACAAAGACUUUUCGGCGAAUCAGUUCUUGGCUUGUCACAAGGCAGUGUCAGUGAUCUUCUAGCAAGACCAAAGCCAUGGCACAUGUUGACGCAAAAAGGGCGAGAGCCAUUCAUUAGAAUGAAAAUGUUCCUAGAGGAUGAAAAUGCAGUACAUAAAUUAGUAGCAUCACAGUAUAAAAUUGCCCCUGAGAAGCUAAUGCGCACUGGUGGAUAUGGUGGAGCAACUCCAAUGGGGCAAGCUAUCGGAAAACCUCUUCCUCCAACUAAUUGUGCAAAGAUUCCAACUUCACAAGCAUUAGUUGUUUCUGAGCAGCACAAGAUAGAACGGGAACUACCCUCUGAUCAUCGCCCAGAUCGGGACCGUCUCACCCCUCACCAUUUUGUCCCAGAUCUGCGUGAUUUGCGUACAUCUGUGCCAACACCUCUGUCUGCCCUUCCACCUCCACUCUAUUCAUCGCAUGCACAACAAGAGCAGAUCAAAAAGUGCCACUCAGCCAUUCAGCAGCAAUGCAAUGCACUUCAGCAGCAGCACAUGAACUCAGCACUACGAAAUCUUAGCCAACAUGUCACCCCAUCAGUAUAUGAAAUGGCUGCCCUUACACAGGACCUUGAUACACAAACUAUCACAACUAAGAUCAAGGAAGCACUUCUGGCAAACAACAUUGGCCAAAAGAUAUUUGGAGAGGCAGUUUUGGGUCUUUCUCAAGGAUCUGUAAGUGAGCUGUUAUCAAAACCGAAACCUUGGCACAUGCUGAGUAUUAAGGGUCGUGAACCAUUCAUCCGCAUGCAGCUGUGGUUAGCAGAUGCUCACAAUAUUGACCGUUUGCAGGCCAUUAAGACUGAGCGUCGAGAAUUGAAUAAACGGAGACGCAGCCUUGGUGGUCACCAAGACAAUAGCUCAGAUACAUCGUCCAAUGACACAUCUGAGUUUUACCAUAGUGGUGCUUGUAGUCCUCCAUCAGCUAAGAAGCAGCGUGUCCUCUUCUCAGAAGAACAGAAGGAAGCCCUCAAACUUGCCUACACCCUAGAUCCAUACCCAAGUUUAUCUACAAUAGAAUUCUUAGCCAGUGAAUUACAAUUAACCUCUAGAACUAUAUCCAAUUGGUUCCACAACCAUCGUAUGCGACUGAAACAACAGUCACCACAGUCAGAGCUGAAUCAAAAUCGAGAAAAUCAAACAGGCAGUAGCAGCGGGUUUGACCCUGUACAGUUUAGGAUACUGUUAAGUCAGCGCCUAGGUCUAUCAAAUAUACCUAUCCCAUUUCCAACGCACUAUUUCCCACCAAAUCCUGAGCUGGCUGCUUUGAUGCAGCGAUCCAUGUUACCCCUAAAUGAGCAAGUCUCUGGGUUAGAUUUAAGUAUCAAACACGAACACGAUCAUGACCGCUCAGACGAUGAGGAAAGUCGCUAUUCCGAGCAUAGUGAUGCAGAAUCGGAAGCUGAAUUACCACAGGACCGACUGCCAGAAGCACGAAGUUCUUCUCGGAGGAAGCCGGUCGCACCACAAUGGGUAAACCCCGAUUGGCAAGAAGAGUCGGAGGUAAUUAUAAAUGGGGUCUGUGUGAUGCAGACAGACUACAACGAGCAUCGGGAUAGCGAAACUGUCCGAGUAGAGCCAACUCCUGUUAAAGAGGAGGAUGGUGUCGAACCGCAGGAAACAGCUGACGAAGAGGAAGCCUCAAAUCAAGACCCGGAGGACGACAAAAGCCCGAGUCCAAGUGAUUUGCUGUCCGAGACCAACAACUUAAAAAGCGAAACAGAAUGUACCAAAGAAUCAAAUAAAGAGGUUGUGAUUAAAAGAGAAGAUGACAACUAUAAUGGUAGUGAAUUUUAAUUAGAUUAAUUUAUGUGAGAAGUUGAAUUGAUGAUUUCAAGAGCAACGAAUUCAUUUUUGGAGAGAUUGCAUGAGUAAACCUCCCGAAUUACUCAGUAGUAGCAAAAUUGCAGUCCAUGAUUCUCUUCUUUAAGCGCAUGUUACAAUCCUACUUGCUUUCUUACAAGAAGAAAAAGUUGCAUAAAUUUAAAUCAAAUUAGACUGUUCAAGUAUAUUCGAUUGCUUUUGAAAUCAACAGUUCAAUCGUUUAGCUGGCAUAAUGUCAGUUUCUCUCGCACGAUUCUCUUCAAAAGACUGCUUAGGUGUUACUUAUUACUUAAACGGGUUUGCUAUCAUUCGGCUAAAAUGCUUUGUUUAAUUUCCUUCAGACGAAGAUUCAACUUUCAUUGUGAGGUCUCAUAUGGAAUGCUUUUGAGGUAAAAUAGAAAAAUGUACCCAUGAGAAAUAACGAUAGAGGGUAUAUAGUGGGGAGACUGUGGAAAUUUUAAACCGAGUCCCGCAUAUGAUUCAUGAAAAAAUAAUGUAUGCUCUAUAUUUGUCUUUUGCUCAUCAUUUCUAUCCCUUUAUGUAUUGUUUCUUUUCUGUUCAAGAAACUUUAUGACUAUAACCAUGACCAAGGACUAUCAUUCAGUUCCUUCAUUAUCGCUGCAUUUUGAGAUACCUUGUUGGUCUCUUGGUUUUUAUGUGAUAUUUUAUUUAAGAGGAGCCAGCCAUCCAGAUCAAAUCCUGUGCCUCCUUUAAGGAGGAAUGGUUAAAGUGCACCAUGAAAAACUUUCUGCUCACUAUGAGGUGUCAUGAAGACAUCUAUCUAAAAGAAGAGUCAGUCUGAUUUAAUGAUAGUGACGAAGUUUUGAAAGCACUUAGAGGUGUGUUCUUGCACUUCUUUUGAUCUCACGUUUUGAUUUACAAUCAAAACACAAAGUUAGGCACUACCUUUAAAUUUAUGUUUAGGUAACAUUCGUGUCUCCUUUGAUGGUAGAUUUUUCUUAGAAUGUCAUUUUGCUCUCAGACUGUUGGACAGCCAAUUUGAAAAGAAAAAGAAAAAAAAGAUUCCUUCCAGAGACAUUAUAAUGCUCUUAUGUUUGUUUUGUUUGGUCUGUCAAAUGAUUUGUCUUGUAUAAUUUUUUAUCAGUAAGUUAGUGUAUAAAAUCAAAACUUAUAAUGCAUAUCAUUCUUAAUUUCGACGUGAGGAGUUAUUUUGUGAAGGAGACGGUACACAAUCAAAGGAGAGAUCUCUAUAGUAGUGCCAAGCAUUUGUACAGUCUUAUUUUGCUGGUCCUAAUUUAGAAAGUCAAAAGUUAUAGGAUGGAUUAUUAAGCUCUGAUAUUCUACAGAGCCCCCUCUAGCUGAAAAGAAAAUCUGAACCAUGAGUAUUCACUCACCAAUUUUAAUGUUUACAAUGCUUUAUAAUGUUUCUAUCUUGCUGUAUUUCUUUUGUUUUUGAAGAUUUUAGUCCAUACCUAGUAGGUAGGCACUAUCAUUUCAUCUUCAGGGGGAUGACAGCAAAGUACCUACAUAUCAUCGUCAUACCUUGCUUGAAGUUUUGCUGUUUCAUAAAAAAAAAUGAAUACUUACAUAAUGCUCAGUCCAAGAAGUAAACAUUUCAGUCCUGAAACUUAUGAAUAAUUAGGUUUAAAUGAUGGAUACCAGCCUGCAUUCCUGAAGUUAAGGCUUAGCCUCUCAAUUUACCUAAAGUUUAAAUUUUUUUUUAUUGGAAGUGUUGAACCCGUUUCCCAGAAAUAUGCAAGAACAAAAUAAGUUUUGUCAAUAAGUAAGCACAUACAAUACUGAGUAAAAUACUUCGGUAUGUCUACUAUUCUUUGUGAAGUCUGAUGGCCUCUUCAAGCAUUGAGUAGAUUUUCAUAACGCAUCAAUGUGAACAAGACUGGCAGAGCCUGGAAGGUCUUGAAGUAUCUUUUAGGGUGAAUGCUAGAAAUUCAAUUGCCUAUGACCUAAGGCUUUAGAAAGCUGCAGCUCACCGUAACAUGUGGCAUGCUGAAGGGUUUCUCUUUAUGUCUAUUAAAAUUGGUGAGGUAUACAUUUAGGUAGCUUUAAAUUUUGUAAUUUCAAAUAAUAAGAAUGUCUAUAUUCUGUAAGUAUGUACAGUAAAAUAAACAAAAAUUUCGAAGUGUAUCCAGUGGUUCAAGGAUGUGACGUAUGUAAAUGUUAUGUACCUAUACAAAACAUAGAUGCAUUUAUCAAUUUUUUCUUUCCUUUGUUAGGUAAUUGCUGAAUCUUGAUCAAACUUAUGAAUUUAUCUCGGUGAGCCGAAUACGUUUUAGUUCUAGGAUUCUAAGUUUAUGCCAAAUUGUACAUAAAUUAGUUAUGAUUUUCAUACCAAAAGAUUGCCAAACAUAAUCUAAGCUUAAAAUUGUAAAACUGCUCGGCUUUGCGGUGGUUUUAAAAUUUUGAAGACUCUUGUCUAUAAAACGCAUGUAUACUCAUGUUAAUGUAUUUAUUGUUUCAUUUUCACUAUCUUAUGAAAUGUCUUGUGAAGUGUUAUUCCGCUGAUCCUAAUCUUUUUAAUUAUCACUCCGUGAUUGAAGCCUAGUAUAUUUUUUAUUCAUCCCUGUACUGUUCUAGUGAAUUAACUUAUAGAUAAUUUUUAUCGUGAUGGUAUAUUCAGAGUGUAAAUUUGUAGGGCCUGUCAUUUGUACAUAAAUAUGUAAAAACCUUUUUCAUAUCUAUAAUUUGUAUACUCCAGUUAUUUGUAGAUUCAUUUUUAGCCUUUUACUUAAGUAAUUUCGACCCUUAAAUAUUAGGUAUCAAGAACUGCUAGUACCAGUGAGUCUAUCAUUUUAACAUUCUCUGUGAUCUAUACCCUGUUAUCCUAUUUCUUUCAUUUUAUUAUUCUUUUUUUUCUCUUUUUUUUCCUUUGAGUGUUAUUAUUUUGUUUAGUUCUCUCAAUUUUUUUUAACUUUUCUGAAGUUCUCAUUAAAGUAAAUCCACCUUACCAUGGGUGAUAUUAACCACCUCUCCAAAUUUUAUGCAGAAAAUGUAGGCAAAAAACAGAAAAAACAAAUUUCCAAGUAAAAUAAUCUGAAAUUUCUGUUUACUUGGCCGAAUGGAAACAAAAUCUAUCGUGUUUCAGUAUAAGAUCAAAUGUCAUAAAACCAUUCAUAAUGCCUUUAAAUUGAAGACUUAAAGUUUAGAGGUACUUUUAUUUUAAAAGGAAAUCGUGUUCUAAAUCACUUACAAUGCAUGCUGCAAAUUUCUGAUUUCUUUUUCUUUCUUUGCACUGCCACAACAAAGAGAGGAAAGAGUAGAAAAGGCGGAUAAGAGAGGCGGAAUUGAAAAAGUGCAAUCAUAUGUUAUUAAAUUUGUACAUUGUCUUUAGAGUAUUUUGUAAAAAUAAAAAAUAAAAACAAAAAAUCCCCCAAAAAAAGAAAAAAAUGAAGAGAAAAGACAUAAAUAUAGAAAUUAUUAAAGGUAACUAUCAUUUAGAUUUUAUUUGUUGUUUGUGUAAAUUCCUAUCUAGUUAGAAUAAAUAUUUUUAAUUUCUUCUCUUAUCAUUUACUAGGUAUUAUUUUUUAAUGUAUUUGUUUUUUUCUAUUUUUUAGAGAUUUUCCUCUUUUAAUUUAUUGAUUUUACAAUAUUUUUUCUUCUUUUAUUGGAUGUUUCACAUUUGUUGAUUUGAAGUAUUAAGUUUUUCCUGCUGAAAAGGUUUUGGAAAAAGUCAAGAUCAUGGUCAACUAAAGCCCAGAGGAGAUAAACAUUUAUCGCAAUAGUGAGGUUUUAAGGCUAAUAAUUACGCCUUUCUGGUUGAAAUUAGUAUCUACUUUUGAAAAAGUGAACAUUCAAACUUUCAAAAAAUCACAUGAUGAUGGAAAAGAAAAUUGAUUAAUCAAUGUCGACCAUGUCUUGAUAAGCCUUUAGGCUACAUGCAGAUUUUUAAAAGUAUGUAACUAACUUAAAUUAGGGUGGAAUAUUCCUCCUUAGUACCUAAAUAAAAUAUCGGAUUUUAUAUGGAUCUCUUUUUAAAAGAUAAGUUCCUAAAUGCAACCAGACCAUUUCACCUCGUACUCGAACUGCAACCCAUGGUAUCUUUCCGUUUCAUGUGGAACACACUCAUAGGGAAAAUAUGAACAUCUCACUCCGCCACAUUUUUCUUGGAGACUUAGGGACGUGAAACUCGUAAUAACAUGCUGAAAGAAAUAGGAGUGAGAUCGCUAAACUUCCUUUGAAGUCUUUUUUAAGAGGGAGCACCUACUUAUUUACAAGAGGAAAAAAAAGGAAAAAGGGAAGGAAAUUAAAAAAUGGUUAUCAAGAUAAAUUACUUCGCUUGACGAUGUUCUUUGAGAAAUGAUGUAACUCAAAGAUGCGAAUGACCAUUAAAGAGACAAUUUGUAAAAGUUCCGACUGCAGUUACUUAUUACUCGCAAGCUACUUGUCUGCAGCAUUUGCCAUCUUUAGGUUGUGGAAGUCUAAGACAGCAGAGCCUAUUGAAUUCAAAGAUGCUCAUACUUUCCCUAAGAAGUUACCCUAUUUUUGCACAAAUCUAAUUUCAAACGAAACUGGAUACCUAACCACUUAUUAUUUGGCAACAAUCUGCUUCUGAUCGAAUCUCUUAUUUAAACCUAGAAUGUCUGUCUGAGAGAUACCCCUAAAUCCUGACUUUUUCCAAAAAACCUGCAUACAUUUUUACAAACGUCUGAUCUAAGAUCAGCUAUCAUUCUCAUUUUCCUUACUGUUCUGGUGGUAAAUUUCUCUCAAAAUCAAAAUUGGCAUAGGUUCCUGUGAACUCUUCACAUCUCAGAUGCAGGGACUUUUGAAAUGCUACCACCCAACUGUUAACUCACUGCAAUAGUAUUAUUAUAAGAAUCAAAAUAUAGAAAGAAUAUUCAUUGAUAGUUUUUGUUAUUUAUAUUUACAUAUGGUUGAUUGUUUUAAGUACUUCAUCUCAAUCUUUUUUCAUACUUCUAAAAUUUUGUAUGUAUGUUAAUUCAAAUACAUGCACAUUAUUUAUUGAAA